AGGCAAAACGGACGCUUUUGCUGUGGCAUUGUUAUCUUACCUUUAUCAAUAAAGUUGCGCACUUCAAAAUAACAGGAACAGGAAGUGCAUCACUCAGCGCGCAUGCGCAUUACGGAAGCGACGGCGGCAAGCGUGAUCUGGACGUUGGGAGCAGCAGUGUGAGGAGAGGGAUCUGCCAUCAUGGAUUUCCAGCACAGAGCCGGAGGGAAGACGGGCAGCGGUGGCGUCGCCUCCUCGUCCGAAAGCAACCGAGACCGGCGUGAGCGACUGCGGCAGCUGGCCUUGGAGACCAUAGACAUCAACAAAGAUCCGUACUUCAUGAAAAACCACUUGGGCUCUUAUGAGUGUAAACUGUGUCUCACACUGCACAAUAAUGAGGGAAGUUACCUCGCUCACACGCAGGGCAAAAAGCAUCAGACUAACUUAGCAAGACGAGCUGCAAAAGAAGCGAAGGAAGCGCCGGCUCAACCCGCUCCAGAGAAAGUCAAGGUUGAGGUGAAGAAGUUUGUCAAGAUUGGCAGACCGGGUUAUAAAGUAACAAAACAAAGGGAUCCAGAGACCGGACAGCAGAGUCUGCUCUUCCAGGUUGAUUACCCAGAGAUAGCUGAAAGUAUCGGGCCGAGGCAUCGCUUCAUGUCAGCGUAUGAGCAGAGAAUCGAACCUCCGGACCGUCGCUGGCAGUAUCUGCUGUUCGCAGCCGAGCCGUAUGAAACCAUCGCGUUCAAGGUCCCCAGUCGAGAGAUCGACAAAGCAGAGACUCGUUUUUGGACACACUGGAAUCGAGAAACGAAGCAGUUUUUUCUGCAGUUUCACUUUAAGGUGGAGAAAGCUCUGCUUGCUCCACCGGGUCAGGCGGUGUCGGUCGGUGUGAAGCGUCCGCCUUCACUGAUCACUGGACUCGGUCCACGUCCGCACAGUGACUCCAUGCCUCCGCCGCCGCCGGGAGGAAUACAUGGGAUGCCCCCCGGAGCCCCCAUGAUGCCACACAUGCACCCGCAAAUGCCUCCUCCAGGUGCCCUGCCUCCUCACCUGAGGCCGCCGCUCCCCAUGGACGGGUAGCCUGACGGAUCUCAGAGUUAGACUUCACUUGAAGCCUUUAUAUAUAAUGCAUUGUAAAAGUAUUUUAAUGCAUUAAUUAAUCCACCUUAUAAUGCAUUAUAUGAUCUCAUAACCACAGUUAUAAUACUUAUAUAUACAUAGUUACACCUUCAGAAAGUAUAAUGCAUUAAAACACAAACAAACCUUCAAAUAUUAUAAUGCAUUUUAAAUUUGGUUGCAAUUAUUUAUGAAAAUUACAAUGUGCAUUAUGAAUAUUUUUUUACAAUGCAUUAUACAUAAAGGCUUCAAUUGUUAACGAUUUACCUUUCUAGACAUAAAUGUUUUAGUUUUUCAACUCUAAAUAUGUAGUGAAUUUACACUGAUGUUUAGAGAAUGGAUUUGACCAAACAAUGUCCAAAAGUAAUUUUUAUGCUUUUUUUUUUUUUUUAAUAAAAAAAUCUUUAAAGUUGACAUGAAACGGAAG
This is a messenger RNA of Onychostoma macrolepis, 1522 nucleotides long. It is a transcript of the gene sf3a2, whose product is annotated as splicing factor 3a, subunit 2. Gene Ontology annotation, biological process: spliceosomal complex assembly. NCBI's taxonomy places the organism in Eukaryota, Metazoa, Chordata, Actinopteri, Cypriniformes, Cyprinidae. The coding region runs from base 181 to 1059 and encodes 292 amino acids. Gene Ontology annotation, cellular component: nucleus; U2 snRNP; catalytic step 2 spliceosome. The transcript has 8 exons. The record is from RefSeq and is a predicted model, not a curated record. Gene Ontology annotation, molecular function: nucleic acid binding; zinc ion binding.